Messenger RNA from Lytechinus pictus (painted urchin), 5847 nucleotides. RefSeq names its product solute carrier family 35 member G1-like. The transcript has 6 exons. The record is from RefSeq and is a predicted model, not a curated record. The coding region runs from base 1264 to 2466 and encodes 400 amino acids. Gene Ontology annotation, cellular component: membrane. Lineage: Eukaryota; Metazoa; Echinodermata; Echinoidea; Temnopleuroida; Toxopneustidae.
GAUAUGAUGAAUUGCGUAAUCAAGAAAGUUGCGUCAGAUCAGCUGAUAUUACAAUACAUUGGAUGUUUCUCUACAUGUUUCCAGCCUAUAUUUAUGUAGUAAGUUUAGGCUGUGCUAAUGUAUGGUUCUUCUUGCUCUGCUGAGAAUUAUAUCCAGCUGAUUGGGCAUUGGCUGCAGAUCUGACCACAAGCAUAUACAGUACCUGCAUAUAUGCAAUUAUAUGCUCAGAAAUGAUUGAUAUUGCAGGAAGAACUAUUGUCAUGCUCUGAAGGACUGGUAUUUGCUUCCUGUAUUGGCCAGAAAAAAAAAAUCUGAUUUUGUGAUCGCUGUAAUUGUUGUGACCCAGAGAGUGUGCUAUCCUGUUGAGGAUGCCAGCUAGGUUUGAACACCAAGUCUACAACAGAACACAGACAUUGAGGCAUAUAAGCAGCCAUUUGGACAGUGAGUAUAGUGGCAGAUGUCAGCAGAGAUUGAAAGCUAAUGGAAAAACGUUUGUCAACCUUACAGAAAGCUAUCCUUUUCCACGGUCUGCAUCUCAGCCAAGAGCAGAGUUCUUUGAUUGGUUAUUGCUUACCUAGCACAUGUAAGCUGUAGAUGAUACUAGCACUCAUCAGGGAACAAGAGGCAUAAGACUAGCCAUCUGGACAAUGAGUAUAUUCGGAGAUGUCAGCAAUGAUUGAAAGCUAAUGGAACAAAAAUUGUCAACCUUUAUACUGAAAGCUAUUCUUCACCACGGUCUGCUUGUGUGCGUAUGUACAUUGCUGGUUUUCUCAACCAAAACAAGGGUUCUUUGAUGGGUUAUUGCUUACUUAGCAUACUCUAAGACCAAAAAUCUGCACUCAUCGGGAUACAAGAAGAUAGAGGUAAAAGAAGAAAGAUAGAAAUUAGGUCUGCGUUUGAGCUCUCGGAACUCUGUUGAAUGAGUAAGAAUAAGUACUGCAUGUUAUGUUUCAAUGAAUAUGUUGUUUUGUAAUUAUAAGGUGUAACUGUGUACCUGUAAUAACAGAGCAUCCGUCUAAGUAUUUUUUUCGUUCAGUUGGACAGUAUUAUGAAUUAUGCGUAAUGUUGAAGAUGUACCGUAAAUGAGGUUUGUACUAAAAAAUGUACUAUUUCAUCUCCAUAAAAUGACUGAAACUAUGGGUGGACAGGUAUGACUGUAUCUUCUCCUCUCUUGUUCUGAAACUCCUCUCCUUCAAAAGCAGCAAAUGAUUUUUUUCUUCUGUAUUACCCCCUUUCCAUUCUUAAUUCUAAUCAUAAAUUUUGAUGUUGAUCACAAUGGCUAAGAACAAGUGUGAUGAUGGAACAAGUAUCCGGGAAAGACAUCAAUGUGGUGAUGUUGCAGGGUCGCUUGAUAAUCAAGGUAAGGAAUUGAAUGGGAAUGAUAUUCAAGGAGACGAUAGAAUGAUAUCGUCUAAGACUUCUUUAAGGGAUGUCCGAGAGCGUGGACCUUGUGCAAGGUUUAGGAAAGCAUGUUCUCUCCACCAGGGUAUGCUUCUUGCACUGCUGUCCUGUAUUUUCCAAGCAAGUGGGGCAAUCGGGGUUAAACUGCUCUCUGGCAGAAUCCCACCAACCGAGAUUGCUGCAGCUCGCCUUCUUGCCUAUUUUGUCCUUAGCGCAGUACUCGGUUUGUACUAUAAGAUUUCUCUUCGGGUUACCAUGAAGCAGCUACCUUGGCUGCUGCUCAGAAUCACUUGUGGAACUAUAGGAAUCUGCCUUGUCUUUUAUGCUUACCAAAACAUCCCUGUUGGGGAUACCAAUGCGAUUAUCUUUAUCAGUCCCAUUUUUACAGGAUUCUUUGCUUGGAUGCUUCUCGGAGAGAAGUUCACCCUUGUGGAUGUUGGCUUAGCUUUGUUUGCACUUGUUGGUGUUGUCUUAAUCGCUCGUCCAUCUUUCCUCUUUGGGAACCUUGUACAAGUAGAGGUGUCUGGAGAGGGAAACACUGUUCUUGGUGUUGUGUGUGCAUUGAUUUCUGCUCUUUUCGUAGCAAUGGUUUUUGUGCUCAUCAGGAAGCUUGGCGGAAUCAGCCUGCAUCCUUUCACCCAGGUUUUUUACUUUGGAAUUUUUGGUUUCAUCAUGACAACCAUCUUGACUGCUCUUCUUGGACUCUUGAUUGUCCCCAGAUGCGGAAUGGACCGCCUCGUGCUCAUCUUUGUUUCCGUCAUAGGGUUCCUGGCACAGAUUUCCAUGACUUAUGCAUUCAAAUUAGAAAAGGCAGCUUAUGUAGCCGUUGUGAAGAGCAACAAUGUCAUCAUGGCUUUCUUGCUUGAAUUUGCAGUUUUUGGAACUGUCCCAUUUUGGAUGUCACUGCUUGGAGCUGCUUUGGUUAUGGCUAGCUCUCUUGGUGUUACAGUAAAGAAAUGGAAGGCAUCUCGUUCUAAAAAAGAAACUGACGAUACCAGUAAUAGCGAUGAUGACAGGGACUUAAAAAAUAAAGAAGAGACGGAGGUCAAUAUCAGAGAAAGCUGACAUGCUUUCACUUUAAAAAUUUUAUUCUUUUUUGUAUGCGAUAAGGUACACAGAUAUUCAUCAUUAAGCCACAUCCAAAAUAGCCUUAUGACAAUCAUAAUCUAUAUUGGAAUCACAGUGGACUAAACUAUUUCUUUCAAGGAUUUUAUUUCUAUUACUCCGAAGACAAUCUUCUAAAACACUAUAUUAUCUACUUUUAGCAAUCGUAUUCCAUUCAUGAAUCAUGAUGGAUUAAAUAUUUAAAGUAGUAAAAGGAAGUUUGAAGAAGGGGUUGUAUAGGAAUCAGCUUAGGUCGGUCCAUGCAAAACUUGCGCAUCAAACCACUUAGUUUUUAACCAAUAUUCAUGAAACUUGGAUCACAUUUUGGUGUUGGGAUGAAGAUGUGCAAGACACAUUUUUUGCUUGUAUCGGAAAUUUUGUUGCCAUAGUAACUAUAUUUUGCGAAAGUUAAGGUAAAAAUCUUGCAGUUCAAACUACUGUAGUUCAUCAGUUUUUAACCAAUUCUCAUGAUAUUUUGCUCACACAUAUGUCUUGGGGUAAAGAUGGGCAAGACAUAUUUGUUUCCUUGCAUUGGAAACUGUUGCCAUGGACAAUGGCAUAUGGCAAGGGUAUUAAUCACCUUUAGUGAUAGUUCAAGUUUUUAUUUUAAAUAGCCCUUUACAUGUUCAGUAUAAUUGGGUAUUAGAAAGCUACUGACAAGACUAUAUCCUGAAAUUUUGGCCCAUUUCAUUCUUGAGAAGGUGUUCUAGAUAAACAAGAUACUAGUCCAAAGAUAUUCUAGUUUAAUUGGCUUAUACUAAUCAGUCGGGUCGCGUGCGCAUGCGAAAUCACUCAGGUUUUGGAUUUCGAUGCAAUUUUUUUCUAACGGUGUCUUCAAUGUGACAAACACGCUGGGAAAAUAAAAUGAAAUUGAAAUUUGAGUUUCGUUCUAAGCCGGCAAGUGCCUUAAAUAAAAUGUACUGGACUACUGUUUUAAGAUAACAAACAAGCAAAUCUUGACUACUGUUUUAACAUAAUCACAUUCCACAUAUUUGACCUGAAUUCUGUUGAAUUUUGUGUACAUCCCACAUAGUUAUCUCUCAUUUACUCCAACAUGUACGAUUAGUAUAAGCCGUUUAAUUAGGCAUCUGAUCAAAUUGAUUUUUCAUGUAAAAUCUAUAACUUUAUUCAAUAUCAAACUUUCUUAGUUCAUAUCCCUCACACCGCAACUGUUAUGUAGCAAAUGCUUUGAUAUAUUCUAGUAAUGACUUUGGAUAGUAAGAUGCUAUUUUGGAGAUUUACCAAAACUUCAGAUGGGCUUUAAAGAUGAAUGCCAGUUGUGUUAACACUCUCAAAAUGAGUUUAAACAGAAUCCAAUGAAAUGACUGCCCAAGUGUUUGUAUGAAAUAAUAAACAAAAAUAUUUGCCAAAUGGCUCUGGAAAAAACGUUUGCUGAGAAAUAAGCUAAAUAAAAUGUUGGGUAUUUUCCAAGCAGUAUUAAAACACUGUGUUAAUGGUCAUCAGAAUUCUCAGAUUGCAGCUAAGAUUUCACAACUUAGAUAAACUUAUUUCAAUGUACCAGAUCUCGAUCUAUGAUAACAUGGUUGCAAUUGACCUUGAUUAUGAAGAAUUUCUCAUGAAAUAAGUGCUGUACUAUGUUUUACAUUCGAUGUUGCAUUUCGUCUAUUAUCUAAAGACGUUUUUUUUUUUUUUGCGUGUGUGCAAUAUACUCCCGAGAUGGCAGGCUGAUGGUUUGUCCCCCCUCCUCUACAUACUACAUAAAGGCCUAUAUUAUCAUUUGAACCAGUUUAACAGGGUGUAUUAACUACGUCAGUCUACUCGUACACUAUGCCAUAUGUUCAAUAUGUAUUGAAAUGCAAGUGAGAAUUUCAAAACCAUGGAUAAUGGGUUAAAUAUGCACCUUAGAAUUGUUUACUAGAAAGAUGGCGCAUGAUAAAUGUGUAUUUUAUUAUUAUUAUUAACAUUCAAAUUACAUAUGCUUGGUUAUAUCAGGAAGUCAAGGCCCAUGUACCAUUAUGUUAACUUAAUAGCAUAUCCAUUUUAUUGCUAAUUUACAUGUAGGUAAAUCCAGGGUACUUGAAAGAAUGAAAAUGUUUUAAGAACGUCCCUAACGUGACGUUGGUGAUAGAGUAUUUUUAUCAUUACAUGACUGGUGUUUUUUGCAAAUAAAUUAUUUUAAAGUCAGCACUGCUGCUAUUUUGAAUCGCGAAAUGCAGGCGAGACUGCCAGAGGCGCUCCACUUGUUUUGUGUGUGUGUUAUAAGCACAAAGAAAUGAUAGAUUUGCUUUGUGAACAUAAGGUUGACCUGUAUGUACAACUAGCUAUUUAUUUUUUGUAAUAGUACAGAGCGAGAUCUGGCAACUAUUGUUUAAAUACAUACUUGUAAUCCAUGAUUAUAUGUAUUAGAUUAGAUUGGGGGGGGGGUCUGUCCUCUCUCAUUAAUGAUUAUUAUGUAUGAUCGAUUUCGAUUUCUAUUUUUCUUUUCCAUUUAUAUUGUUCAUGUCUACAUUGUUCUUAUCACAAACACCAUAAACACGGCUACACUAUAUUCAUGUAAGUAUGUAGCCAUUAUCAUUAUUUUGUAACUUAUAUGUUAUGUAUGUAAAUUAUAUAUUUUAUUCGAUUUUUUCAACCUUUCUAUCAGAAUGCAGCUCAUGUUAGUUGAAAGUGUGAGUUAAAGACUUUCAAUGAUAUGUAAUAUGAUGUGCCUUAUAAUCGAGAGGUGGCACAAUGGAAUCUUCCAACUUACUUGUAAAUUGUAAGUUGUACAGUGUAUGUUGUACAGUAUUCCAUGUGAAAGAGAUUUUUUUUUUCAAGCCUUUUUGCGAGGAAACCUUGUACAUUUUGAAUUACAUGUAUAUACAGACAGGAUGUGCUUAUAAGGAUGAAUGAUCAACAUAUCAGGGCCCCGUCUUACAAAGAGUUACAAUUGAUCCAUUCAUUCGUAACUCCAUGGAAAUCCGUCAGUGUCAUAAUUGAUUCUACAGGAAAUUUUCCAAUAUGUCCUUUGUAUUAAACAAAGGCGAACACAAUAAAUUGUCAAGAAAACUGUUGAUUUAUGAAUAUAUGUCAUAUCUAGAAAACAUUUUGAACUAUAACAUACAUUGUAGAUGUUGAUGUUGCAGGCCGUCCAUAGUUGUGGUUGAUGGGAUCAGUCGCAACUCUUUGUUAGACGGGGCCCAGUUCAGUAACUUUGUAAGGAGUUAAGUCUUGUCCCAGUGAGGCGUGAUGAUACUUUGAUAAGUAAUAUUUGUUUUCAGUGUUCACACAUAGGUGAGAUAAAAUAUUCUCUCUUCUGUUAAUAAAGGUACAUUUGUAUGUCUUACGGGUUAAUAUUACAAAGGUCUUAUUCAAAAUAAAACACACUCAGGAAGAAAAAAA